Molecule: messenger RNA, 924 nt
Organism: Cryptococcus deneoformans JEC21
Lineage: Eukaryota; Fungi; Basidiomycota; Tremellomycetes; Tremellales; Cryptococcaceae
Exons: 5
Coding region: 127-777 (216 amino acids)
Cellular component (GO): cytosol
Molecular function (GO): RNA binding
Source: RefSeq, a predicted model, not a curated record
GCAUUGACUGAAGAAGUUUAUCUUGUAUAGACAACCUUAUACCGCGAGAAAACCCUUGGACGGUACGAAAGGCGCUUGCGAUUCUCUUAAAUUACCAACUCUACACACAACCUUAAAAUCAUCAAAAUGGGUCGCGGUGGCGGUGUUUCUUCUAGAGGUCGAGGCAAGUUCAAGGUUGCCCGGGGAGGUGGUCGACACUUUUCGCGUGAUCUCGAUCCCAGAUUUAACAAGCCAGUAUCUGAAUCUUCCGAGGAGGAAUCUUCUGAAGAAGAGUCAUCUGAGGAUGAAACCGCCCAGCAAAAUGAACAGCUUGCUCCCGAGAUGGCUGCCUUGAACCUCAAGCUUGGAAACACUGUUGCUCUCGAUGAUGAAGAUCAAGAACCCGGGAUGAGCAGAGCAGAGAAGAAAGCCAUGAAGAAGGCCCAGGGUGAGAAGAAAGUUACUAUCCAAGAGCCUGAGGACAGUGGAAGUGAAAGUGACGAGGAGGAAGUCAUGCCUGCACCCGUACCAAAAGGAAAGGCUAAAGUGGCCAAGAAGGCCGAGCCCGUUCAGAUGUCAAGAAAGGAGCGUGAGGCGGCAGAGAAGAAGGCUGCUGAACAGAGAUAUCAGAACCUCCACGCCCAGGGCAAAACAAUGGAAGCCAAAACAGAUUUGGCUCGAUUGCAAGAAGUCAGGGCUCGACGAGAGGCAGCUGCUGCUCAACGAAAAGCUGAAGCCGAGGAAAAGGCCCAGGAGGCAGCUGCGAAGAAGGAAAAGUUGCUUGCAAAGAAGAUCUGACCAGCUACGUGAACAAGGGUGUUUGUCAUUGAUGUUAAAGUCACUGUGAGGAUAGAAUGCCUGUUCCUUGUUUCUAGAUCAUAAUCUCUUAUCCUGUAUACAUCGGUCUAUCUUCAUGCAAAUAUGAGUCUCCCACCUAUUCAGAUU